Messenger RNA from Phymastichus coffea, 983 nucleotides. Its product is annotated as peptidoglycan-recognition protein SD-like. NCBI's taxonomy places the organism in Eukaryota, Metazoa, Arthropoda, Insecta, Hymenoptera, Eulophidae. The record is from RefSeq and is a predicted model, not a curated record. The transcript is spliced from 4 exons. Gene Ontology annotation, biological process: innate immune response; peptidoglycan catabolic process. The coding region runs from base 277 to 858 and encodes 193 amino acids. Gene Ontology annotation, molecular function: N-acetylmuramoyl-L-alanine amidase activity; peptidoglycan binding; zinc ion binding.
GGUAAAUGCAAUAAUGAUGGAAAUACAAAUUACGCCGAUGACGUGAAAAUAACAAUCACAGCUACAACACCAGCAGUCACUACGUCUUCUCAAUACCUAUCGUGCGCAUUUUUCGGACAUAUCACUUCAGAUAAAGUGAAGGUUACAAGGUUGCUUGGUAAUUGUAUUAAUAUAACGAAAGUUAAAUCAUUAAGAAGCUGCUCGUAAGUCUUAGUGACAAUUCGACGCUCAACAAAGAAACAUUAAUUGAGACUACAAGAGCUACGUUGUUCCAAUAUGAAGUCGGCAUUAUUCUGCAUCUUUACUACCUUUUCGAUUUGUUUAGGAGCUGUGCCUGAUAACGAAGGUGAUGUAGUAAUCGUAAACCGUCGAGAAUGGGGUGCUAUUCGUCCUAAGCAUCCGCCAACAGAACUGGAAACAUUACCACCCAACUACGUGAUCAUUACCCAUACAGCUUCGGGAAUCUGUACGACCAAAGAUAUAUGCGUUUUUCAUGUACGUAAUAUCCAGGAAAUUCACACUAAGCAAUAUGGCUGGAACGACAUUGGUUAUAAUUUCCUCGUCGGCGGCGAUGGUAAUGUUUACGAAGGUCGUGGUUGGGAUAUCGAAGGAGCACAUACCAAAGCUUAUAAUAAGAAAAGUUUAGGCAUUGCUUUUAUCGGCGAUUUCACCUACAAGAGUCCGAGCCAAGUACAAAUCGAUGCUGCUAAAAGAUUUUUGGAGUUUGGUUUUAAACAGAAUAAAUUGGCAAAGGGUUAUAAGUUAUUGGGAUCAAGACAGGUUUCCAACACUAGGAGUCCUGGUAACAAACUUUAUGAAAUCAUUCAGUCCUGGGAGCACUGGUCCGAAAAUCCAUAAAAAUUCUUAAUUUAAUUUGACAACUACGUACAUUUUCUUUUGUAAACUUGUAAACAUAAAACUCCACAAUAUUAUGCAUAUCUAUUCCAUUAUUGUACGCCUGAUAAAAGACAAUAAAUAUUAUA